Molecule: messenger RNA, 564 nt
Organism: Miscanthus lutarioriparius
Lineage: Eukaryota; Viridiplantae; Streptophyta; Magnoliopsida; Poales; Poaceae
Source: the annotation of a GenBank genome assembly
AUGGCGCUCUCCUCCUCCCGGCCGCACCACCACCUCCUGCGCCCCCUCCUCCGGGGCUUCCACGCCUCCGCGCGGGCCCUGGCGCGGGCGGAGCCGCACGAGUUCUCCAAGCCCAGCGGGUACCUGGGCAGCUGGGAGCCCGCGGCGGAGCCCCGGGAGGCGUGGGCGCGGCUGGACCGGCUGCGCAAGGGGUACGCGCGCGACAUGCGCCAGCUGCGGCGGCAGUACGCCUAUGAGGUGCAGCUGAUGGAGGCCGAGCGGCAGCGGAAGGCCGACGCCCGCGCCGAGGCCGCCCGCAUCGCCAACCAGGAGCGCAAGGCCGCCAAGCUCGCCGCCGCACAGACGCGCGCCGCCGAGCGCCGCGCGUUCGAGGAGGACUUCCGCCAGACCCUCAUGAAAGAAAGAGCUGAGAAGCUGGAGAGCUGGCGGAAAAAGGAGAAGCUCAAAGAGCAGAAGAAGGCAGAACAGAAGGAGCUCCUGCGCAAGAAGAGCAGUAUGUGGCUUUCUGAAGAUAAAAUUGAACAGCAAAUACUCACAGCUAUCAUGCAAACCACUCCUCUAUGA